Molecule: messenger RNA, 1760 nt
Organism: Aureobasidium subglaciale EXF-2481
Lineage: Eukaryota; Fungi; Ascomycota; Dothideomycetes; Dothideales; Saccotheciaceae
Exons: 1
Coding region: 115-1608 (497 amino acids)
Molecular function (GO): 1-alkyl-2-acetylglycerophosphocholine esterase activity
Source: RefSeq, a predicted model, not a curated record
CCCUUCUUUCUCUCUGCUAUGACUUGAUUACUACUCUCCCCUACUCUACCAUCACUUUGCUGCAUUCCCCAUCACUUUCCUCUCUCUACCACUCGCGUCUCGACGACUGUCGCCAUGGUGGCUUUUCUCUCACGCCUCAAUCCAACACCGGCCUUCCCGGACUACCCCGGGCCUCACACUGUCGGCACCGUCGACGUCGAGAUCCCUGUCGCCGACUUGCCCUCUACUGCAGCAGCCCCUGCCGACGCAUCCCCGACUGUCUCGUUCCGCAUAUUCUACCCCUGCCAGGAUCAAAAAGAGAGCGCGAGGCCUGUCAGAUGGAUCCCCUCGCCACAGCGUCCUAACCUCUCUGCCUUUGCUCGUCUUCUCGGUGCUGGAUCUCGUGCCUCGGACUUCUUCUCUUACUUUCCGACUAUUCUCUACUACAUUACGAUACCCGCCCAGCGCAACGCUCCCCUACUCGCCCCUCCCGCUAGUAAUAAGAGAUGGCCUGUCAUGAUGUUCUCCCACGGCCUGGCCGGCAAUCGCAACCUAUACUCGCACGUCUGCGGAUCUAUGGCUUCGUACGGUCUUGUCGUCAUAGCCAUGGACCACAGAGACGGCAGUUCUCCUGUUCAGUACAUCCGAGCAACCACAGAUACACCCAGCAAAAUUGUCGACGAAAUCAAAAUCUCACACUCGCCAACACCUGAAGUUUAUGCUGCACGAGACAAGCAAUUGCGCAUCAGAUGUCACGAGAUGUCGCUGAUCCACGCAGCAUUGCUCAAGAUUGACAAGGGUGAAAAGGUGGACAAUCUGGACGACAACACUUCGCACACUAAGAAAGAGCGCGUCGAGGUCCUGUCCCGCUUUGCUGGUCAACUUGACGUACACACACCUGGUCGUAUUACCUUCGCUGGACACAGUUUCGGUGCUUGCACGACUGUUCAAUUCCUCAAGUCCAUCUUCUACGCCAAAGAACGUCCUCAGAACGCCCACUCUCCUCUCAUUGUACCAACCGACUCCUCUCUAACUAGCCAGGUCACUCCCGCAUCUCCGGUACUGCUACUUGACCUCUGGACUCUGCCACUGCGCAGUCCUACCCAAUCCUGGCUUCUAGAGCGCCCUCUGCCCUCAUACGCGGAUUCUUCAAUUGGCGGCAAGAACAUUCUCAGCGUCAUGUCGCAAGCCUUCUUCAAAUGGACCGGCAACUUCAACGACGUCCGCCGCGCGAUUGCACCUCCCAAGAACUUCUCUGGACCAAACCCCCACCUCUUCUAUCCCGCCACCAGCCAGCACUUCUCCCAGUCAGACUUUGGCGUGCUGUUCCCUUUCCUUACCAGCAAGUUGCUGAAGACUGAGGAUCCAGAAAGAUUACUGCUGUUAAACACUCGUGCUAUGUUGCAAGUGCUCAGGGACAUGGACAUUGAGGUGGCAGAUGUUGGCGAGAAGAGCCUCGAAGGCGAGAAGGAGGAGUCUAUCUUGAAACCAAGUGCCACUGGAGAGGAAACUGUCAGGGGCUGGGUCAGAGUCGCUGUCUCCGACGCGGACAAUACCAACGCUGGUAUUUCAAUUGAACAAGACAAGAAGCAGAAGCCCUCGGAUGACAGCGAGGGUAUGGACAUGUAAAUAGUGGGGCAUUGCUUCCAGCAUAAUUGGCGUUCAGUGGUUGGUCGCAUAGCGCUUUAUUAUCCUUUUCCUUUAGCAGGCUGGCGAAUUGGAGGCUCAGACCGUGGAAACAGCAAUCGGGUUCGGGCAGUAGACUGUACAUAAAUCUCGCG